Messenger RNA from Struthio camelus australis, 2282 nucleotides. NCBI's taxonomy places the organism in Eukaryota, Metazoa, Chordata, Aves, Struthioniformes, Struthionidae. The record is from RefSeq and is a predicted model, not a curated record.
UUUUCUUCUUUCUAAUUAAAAGCUUUGGCUUUUUGAAAGGAUCACUGCUUUGGUGCUGCCUGACCAGUGAGACUUCUAAGCACAGUUCAACAGGAGGUCACACAGAACUGACAGACUUAAACUGGAGGAGGGAAGAUGAUGUCCUCGGAUGAGCCACAGAAGACAAUCAAUAACCCGAUCAUUCCGUAUGUUGGGACAAUUCUUGGUGGCCUUGUUCCUGGACAGCUGGUUGUAAUACAUGGGAGUGUUCCUGAUGAUGCAGACAGAUUCCAGGUGGAUUUCCAGUGUGGCAGUAGCAUAAAACCUCGUGCUGAUGUGGCCUUUCAUUUCAACCCUCGCUUCAAAAGAUCUGGUUGUGUUGUUUGCAACACACUGGAGAAAGAAAAAUGGGGCUGGGAGGAGAUCACUUAUGAGAUGCCCUUUCAAAAGGGGAAGUCAUUUGAAAUCAUCAUCAUGGUUUUGAAGGAUAAGUUCCAGGUGACUGUAAAUGAGAAGCACUUGCUGCUGUACAACCACAGGAUUAGCCUUGAAAGAAUAGAUACUCUUGGGAUAUAUGGCAAAGUGCGGAUCAAAAGUAUAGAUUUUAUUUCUAAUUCUUUACAAGGCGCUCAGCCAUCGUCUGUAGGAAUAACAAAGAUAAACACAGAAAAUGGGGAAACGCCAGAUGGUUCACGCUUCGGAGUUCCUUAUGUUGGCAGACUCGAUUCCGCGCUUCGUCCAGGACACACAGUUGCUAUUAAAGGAGAAGUGAACAAAAACCCAAAUAGCUUUUCUGUAAACCUGAAAUCAAGUGACUCAACGGACAUUGCAUUACAUCUGAAUCCGCGAAUGAAGACUAAAGUUUUUGUAAGAAACUCUUACCUCCAUGACAGCUGGGGAGAAGAAGAAAAGGAAGUUGCCAAUUUCCCUUUCAGUCCAGGGAUGUACUUUGAGCUGAUAAUUUUCUGUGAUGUCCAUCAGUUCAAAGUUGCGAUUAAUGGUGUACACACUCUGGAGUACAAGCAUCGCUUUAAACAGCUUGAAAAGAUCAACCUGCUGGAAGUCACAGGAGAUGUGCAAUUGCUAGAUGUGAGGAGCUGGUAGUUGCUUUCAAUCAAUCGGUACUAAAAGAAAGAAGUAAACUUACUUAUUCUACUGACACUUAUUUCUUCCUUGUCAAGAACAAACUGGUGCUGACUCUUCCUGAGCCUGUCUUUAUCUAUUCGGGCUUCUGUAUCUGCUGCUCCGGUUCAGGCGAGUACCAGAACUGCUAACUAACUCUGAAAUUAAAUCUUCCCCUAGUUUACAGUAUCCUGGCAAGAUAAGUAAUUAUCUGCUCAUAUAGAUCUCCUCUGUUACUGAAUGCAGCAAUAAAAAAAUGCUGCAUCAUACUGUGCCUAACAGCUGCACUCUGUAUGUUUAACUAUUACUAGUCAUUCCUUAAUAGCAUACAUGCAUUACUGUGAAGCAGCAAUUAGACUGAAAUAGGAUCUGAAAAUAUUACUAUUUAUUUACUGCUUAUGGGCCACUACCUAGUCAUUUAAAAUAGAAUUAUGAAAAGUAGUUUCCUGCUUCCAUUUUUUGUUAGUGAUUGUAGCCUUUUUGCCAGGGCUAGAUUAAGCAACCUGUUGACCCAACAGUUCCUGGGAAAGGCAAGGAGGAAUUUGAUCCUACUUCUUAGCCUGCUGCUGCACUGGUAUCCUCUCUGACAUUCACGGUUGUGGCAACUCUACAAGUGAGUGGCUUAAAUCAACCAUGUAGAAGCAUUUGUAGCUUUCAUUUUUCCAAAAUGAGGCAAAAAAAAAAAACCACCACUAGUUCUGAUCUUGUCAUGAGUUUCUGAAAACGCUGUAUUUGAUCUGAAAAGGGCUCCUAAGUGAGUUGAACUCAGAAACAUCUACUUCACUCCCUGAGCAAUCUCAUUUUAAAAUGUGUGAACGCAGGUGCUCUAGGCAUGGUUUCAUUUGAGGUGAGACUUGGAUAUCCAUCAGUGGAAUAGAAAAUGAAUCCUUUUUCAGAUUCUUGUAUUAAAAUGCUAUCUCUCUGAAACAAGCUGUUCCUACUCAGUUUUCCUUACAACUGGCAACAGUCUUAAUUUUUAUACUGUUACUUUUUAAGAAUAGUUACUGUCUGUCAGUAUAUGCUUGAAAGAUGUUCCUGUUUAAGAUAUCUUAAUACCUGCUAAAAGACUGAAGCAGUUUCAAGAAUAAGAUGUACCUGAAAAGAUGAUAAACUACUAGCUUUGAUGUAUAAAAACUGUAAAUGAAAAUAAAACUUGUGAACUAUGGUUUUCUUCAAGAGUA